CUGCACCAGCACUUAAGCACUGGCACCGCUUUGCUCGGGACGACAGCGCACUUUGACCCAGAGGAUUUCCUGUGCCUCCUCAGCAACUUGGAGCUUGGGCGCACUGAAGUCGGCAGACAAAGAUCCUCGCAGUUUUUAAGCUCUUUAGAAAAGGAAGACACUUCUGCACAAUUCUGAUAAAUUGAUCUCAAGCUUUUGUACAAUGAUGGAGGAAGUUAAGAAUACGCCUUCUGAUCUGAGUGUUCUCGAUCAUAGCAUCAAGGUUACAGAGGUGCUGCAAGACGGGGACAUGCUUACCUUCAUCAUUGUAUCUCAAAAGUUGUCUGGAACUGGGGAGUACCAUGUGGAUCGGACCUAUGACGACUUUGAUUGGCUACAGCAACACCUGUUCUCUCAGGAAGAAGUGCCCGGGAUACAAGGAGUCAUAUUCCCUCCUCUGCCUGCCAGGGCGCAGGUGAGCACAUCUCCCAAAGUCAUGAAGCAGCUCGGUCUCCUUGGUUUAGGAGAGUGGCAGCCGUACUGCAAAGCCUUGGAAAUGUUCCUCAAGCAAGUUGCUGCACACCGCAUACUCAGCAAAAACAAAGCCGUGGAGAUCUUCCUGACUAACGCAGACCCUCCAGGUAGACAGAGAGUGAAGAAAAAUAUUUUCAAUCGAUUGAGUCAAGCUGUGGAAGGGAUGAGAAAAGAAGGCCACAAGGAUGUGGAUGAGUUCUUUCAAACUGAACGGGGUCAUAACCUCCUGCUGACGGGAUACACCAAGAUGGCAGCUGAGAAAUUCCUGGAUGUGGUGCUAACCGAGCAAAAAAUUGCAGUGGCCUGCGGGCACUUCGCGGCUGCUUUACACCUCUGUGUGGAAGCAGAGGAGGAUCCUGAAAAACAGGCCUUCUCAAGGGUUUGUGUGAAACUAUCAGAAGUCUUUGAUUCUAUUAAGAAAAGUACGGUGAGUACUGCUGUGAACGACAUGAGCACUCUUGGACUGGGGCUGGACCUGGAGUCUCGCUACCAGGAGGCAGAAAAGGAAAUGCUGUUCAGGAGAACCUGUAAACUGGUGGAGUUGGAGAAUGCCGGGAAAAAUGCAGAGAAGGCCAAACCUGUGCGGAAGACUGCUAUGGAAGAGGUGAAGAAAGCAGCAGAGUCCGAGUAUCAGCACAUUUGUGGCGUUGCUAAACAAGAGAUUGCCCAGUUCAAACAGUCACGUGUGGAAAUGUUGCAGGAGGCUCUUGUCCAGUGGUGUGAAACACAACUUCUUACGGCCAAAGAAGGCGUAGACGUGUUUAACCAGCAUCUGCAAGCUUUUAAACAGAUGGCCUAGUCACCUCCAAAGUAUCUAGUCUGAUGCUUUAUUUGAUUCAGUUAAACUGAAUGUAAAUAAAUAAGCAUAAACAAAAGAGAAAGGGAGCCCUUCCUGGGAAUAAAAUACAUUCAAUCUAAAACCAGGGCAGAAAUGAUUGUUUUGAGAUUUUACAGUAGCUAUGAGCUUUUGCUUCUGCUGAGGAAAGCCGUUGUGCGUGCGUGUGUGGGUGACUGUACCGUAUGUUUGUUUUUUUUUUUUUACUACACUGCUACAAUGUGCUGAGGUUGUCUUGUGCUGCUUCUUUAUCGUCACUACAUCAUCUGGGGUCACACAAAAUAAAGUAUGAUGAAUUGAUUCCCAAAGUA
Cololabis saira (Pacific saury) is the source of this 1659-nucleotide messenger RNA. RefSeq names its product sorting nexin-6. The record is from RefSeq and is a predicted model, not a curated record. Gene Ontology annotation, molecular function: phosphatidylinositol binding. The transcript is spliced from 14 exons. Bases 203 to 1312 code for a protein of 369 amino acids. Lineage: Eukaryota; Metazoa; Chordata; Actinopteri; Beloniformes; Belonidae.